Molecule: messenger RNA, 687 nt
Organism: Sporisorium graminicola
Lineage: Eukaryota; Fungi; Basidiomycota; Ustilaginomycetes; Ustilaginales; Ustilaginaceae
Exons: 2
Coding region: 1-687 (228 amino acids)
Biological process (GO): mRNA splicing, via spliceosome; spliceosomal snRNP assembly; mRNA 5'-splice site recognition
Cellular component (GO): U1 snRNP; nucleus
Molecular function (GO): pre-mRNA 5'-splice site binding; zinc ion binding
Source: RefSeq, a predicted model, not a curated record
AUGGGCAAGCACUACUGCGACUACUGCGAUGUUUUUCUGACGCAUGACUCGGUCUCGGUGCGAAAAGCACACAACAGCGGACGUAAUCACCUGCAGAACGUCCGCGAGUAUUACCAGACGCUUGACCCGGAACAGAUUCAGCAAGUGCUGGACACUUUGGUGCACGAGUACGAUCGACGAGGGAUUGAAAAGCCCAGAGAUCUGCUCCAACCAGCAGGCUCUUCCUUCAUGACGUUUGGGUCCGGUCCACUGAGCGGCACUUCAGAUCGAGCUUUUCGAUCACAAGGUCCGUCAUCUAGAAUGCCUGUGGGCGGACCACCAGGAGCUGGUGGCAGCAGUGGAGGAUCUGAUCGAAGCGGCGGUCCCAGAAGUGGUCCUGGUGGAUAUGGUCGAUACGGCAACAAUGACAGCUCUUCACGAGAUCACGGUGCACCACCAAACUACAAUCGUCCUCCGCCUCAAAAUGGCGCUUACUCUCGACCUCCUCCUAACUUGAUGAGUGGUGGGCCACCCAACGGCAACAAUGGCUCGUAUCCACCAAGAGGUCCGCCUCCUGGCUAUGGACCACCCCCGCCUUCGUCGUAUUCGUCCGGGCCGCCGCCCCAUAUGCGUGGACCACCACCCCAACUUGCUCCGAACGGCUCGUACCCGCCGCCGCAGCCACGUUCGAGUUACGGAUCAAGAUGA